This is a messenger RNA of Volvox carteri f. nagariensis, 435 nucleotides long. RefSeq lists its product as uncharacterized. The record is from RefSeq and is a predicted model, not a curated record. The transcript has 2 exons. Lineage: Eukaryota; Viridiplantae; Chlorophyta; Chlorophyceae; Chlamydomonadales; Volvocaceae. The coding region runs from base 1 to 435 and encodes 144 amino acids.
AUGCACAUCCUCCUGAACGGGAACGUCGACAAGGACGACGAGCUCCUAGAAGCUUGCAUGCCGGAGGACUACAACGUGCAGACGGCAUUCAACGCGGCGCAGGCAACAACUCGCAACAACCUUGCCGACGGCACCUAUACAGGCUCCGUCGUCAUCGUCCAAGACCUCAUCGAUCACAUUCAAGGCCUGGAAGACAUCCUGUUCUACAGGUGCACCGACAACACCUGCGGGGGCGCAAUCACUAAACACCUGCAACCUCAAGUAUACGUACCUGUAGAACAGGAUGUCUGCCAGGCCUUGAAUGUGAUCGAUGAGGUCUUGGACGAUGACGACGGAGCCUGUAUAGGUGCCGUCGGCAAGGUUGUUGCGAGUUGUUGCCUGCGCCGCGUUGAAUGCCGUCUGCACGUUGUAGUCCUCCGGCAUGCAAGCUUCUAG